UUUCCCAGCGCCCAUCUCAGAACCCACAGCCAACAGCAGCCAUGCAGAGCGCCCAGAUGAGCAAUUCAUGUGAGAGCAGUCAAAACACGACCACGUGCAAUGGGAGCGUGGAGGUUUUCCGAUCCUGCUUGAAAGAAAAGUUGUGUGAAUCAGAAAACAGCUCAGCAGGGGACUCCGGGUGCAGACUCUGCCCCAUGCACUGGAUACCGCACAGGGACAAGUGCUACUGGCUGUCUGAUGGGAGUACGUACUGGAGCAGGAGCCGGGAUGACUGCACACAGAGGAGAUCUCACCUGCUAGUGAUCCAGGACCAGGAGGAGAUGGCAUUCAUACAGAAUAUUACAGGAGAUCAAAAUCUAAUGUGGAUUGGACUCAAUGUCACACUUCCCGGGAAGAACUGGUCCUGGGUGGAUGGUUCCCCCUUAAAUCAAACACUAUUCACGGUAUCUGGGCUUGUGGAUGAGAGGAGCUGUGCUGCAAUAAAGAAGCAUGGGAUAGAGUCUGAAAUCUGCAACACUGACCUGAAAUGGAUUUGCCAGAAGAAAGCUGUGAUCCUUUAAACAGGUGGCUCAUAACCCCUGAUAGCAGACAUGGAAUACAGAACCUACUGCGUGUUCCUCUUUCUUUCGGCCUACAAACCCUCAGGAGGUAUCAAUCUGGACAGUGCCGAGAAAGUGAGGGGUGCGAUACUGACGUAUUCCAGUUGGGAGUCUGGGCCCAUUGACUCCAAUGGAGUUAGAG
Pelodiscus sinensis (Chinese soft-shelled turtle) is the source of this 741-nucleotide messenger RNA. The record is from RefSeq and is a predicted model, not a curated record. Lineage: Eukaryota; Metazoa; Chordata; Testudines; Trionychidae.